GUACGCUUGAUUCAGCGUAAAUGUGAUUCGGCGUUCGCUGUGUUCUCCGUAGUCCGUACUCCCUCGAGACAAAUAGUACAAAAAUUAAAAAUCACGAAUACUUCAAGAAGUCAUGGGUGUUGAGGUUCAAACAAUUAAGCCAGGAAAUGGUGGAGCUGGCCCCAAGAAGGGCCAAACAGUGACUGUACAUUACACUGGUACAUUAACUGAUGGCAAGAAAUUUGAUUCGUCACGUGACAGAGGCAAGCCAUUUAAAUUCCGAAUUGGAGAGGGAGAAGUUAUCAAGGGCUGGGAUGAAGGAGUUGCCAAGAUGACCAUUGGAGAGCAAGCUAAGCUGACAUGCACACCCGACUAUGGGUAUGGUGCUCGUGGCUAUCCAGGAGUCAUACCAGCCAAUGCAACCCUCAUCUUUGAUGUGGAGCUUCUCGCCAUCAACUAGUUCACGCACCUUUCUGCUGCGUUGCUGAUGCCUCUGCGUCUUCUUAUUGAAUAUUUUAAUUCCUGGAACUUGCAAGUCAUCAGUAUCAACCAAAACCGUCCAUGGGCUCUAUGACGUGCAAGUAGUGUAGAGAAACACCAUUUAGAGGGUUCUUUGUUGACUAUUCCUGCGACUUGAAAUUAUUUAUUAUUAUUUUUUUGAUGCUGUAUACGUGUGUAAAUCUUUCCUAAGUAAUCAGUAUUACCAUAUGCUUUACUCGUGGUUCGCUUCUACUUUGAAAAUUGUUAAUGCAUGGAUUAUGAGUGGUGCAAUUUAAUAUUAAUUAAUUUGUAUCAUAUUUAACAUCAUUCAUAGUUCAAUCCUAGUUUCAACAACGUAUGGGUCAUCAGCAGCCACGCAGUUUGGAUGAACUGGAGCGUUACUAACAUCUUAUUACUAGACUAGCCCUAAGUUUGCACAUCCUCCCUCGGAGACCAGCUGCUGCGCACUGGUCCCAGGCCUCGUCUGACGCACUCUGGAACUGUUGACUUGUUUUAGAGUCAAUUUAUCGUUUUUCUAAGCUCGUGAAUUUUUAAGUCACUUUUUAAAAGUUCAAAUAUAAAAAGUUGAUAAAUUUGUGGCAAUUUUCGUGACGCAUUUAAACUGAUGCUAGUUAAUUUUGUUGUAUGUUAUUUAGUUCUCUUAAAUUCUUUGCAGAAUUGUUUCUUCUUGUAAACAAUGCCUCUGUCGUAAAAUAACACAUGUAGCAAAUCUUUUGCCCUCGAAA
Molecule: messenger RNA, 1205 nt
Organism: Hyalella azteca
Lineage: Eukaryota; Metazoa; Arthropoda; Malacostraca; Amphipoda; Hyalellidae
Product: peptidyl-prolyl cis-trans isomerase FKBP1B
Exons: 4
Coding region: 113-439 (108 amino acids)
Molecular function (GO): peptidyl-prolyl cis-trans isomerase activity
Source: RefSeq, a predicted model, not a curated record